Musa acuminata AAA Group (dessert banana) is the source of this 342-nucleotide messenger RNA. RefSeq lists its product as uncharacterized. Bases 1 to 342 code for a protein of 113 amino acids. The record is from RefSeq and is a predicted model, not a curated record. Lineage: Eukaryota; Viridiplantae; Streptophyta; Magnoliopsida; Zingiberales; Musaceae. The transcript has a single exon.
AUGACAUCAACCCUCACAAGAUUCACAGGGCAUUCCAUCUCCCCGCUUGAGACCACAGUCCUCCUCGUCACCAUUGGGGAGGAGCCGAGGGCGAUGACGAUAAUGACCACCUUCAUGGUAGUCGAUCUGCCCUCGACCUACAACAUCAUCCUCGGCCGCCCAACACUCAACAAGAUAAAGGCAGUGGUUUCCACCUACCACAGGACCAUCAAGUUUUCGACCUCGGCAGGGAUUGGGGAGGCCCGAAGUGACCCAGGGGAGUCAAGGCGAUGCUACCUCACCGCGGUUACUCUCCCAGGAAAGCUACGCCCAACUCCGGUUCCCGAUCCCCGAUCCCCAUGA